Messenger RNA from Guyanagaster necrorhizus, 1777 nucleotides. RefSeq lists its product as uncharacterized. Gene Ontology annotation, biological process: protein folding. The transcript is spliced from 6 exons. The record is from RefSeq and is a predicted model, not a curated record. Bases 13 to 1695 code for a protein of 560 amino acids. Lineage: Eukaryota; Fungi; Basidiomycota; Agaricomycetes; Agaricales; Physalacriaceae. Gene Ontology annotation, molecular function: ATP-dependent protein folding chaperone; ATP binding; ATP hydrolysis activity.
UACUGUUCAAAAAUGCAGCGUGGUCUUCCCAUGCAACCGACUGUCGUUCUUCUUCGCGAGGGUACAGAUACAUCGCAAGGAAAUCCUCAGCUGUUAUCCAAUAUUUCUGCAUGCCUGGCCGUCGCGGAAACACUGUCCAGUACUCUCGGUCCUCGGGGAAUGGACAAACUCAUUGUUUCAGAGCGUGGUGAGGCUCAGAUAACGAACGACGGUGCUACCAUCCUCAAACUCUUGGAAAUUGUACACCCUGCCGCUCGAACUCUGGUCGACAUCGCUCGCGCCCAGGACGCUGAAGUAGGGGAUGGAACAACAAGUGUGGUGCUACUGGCAGCUCAAUUGUUGAAGGAAGUCAGAGCUUAUAUCGAAGAAGGCGUCAGUCCGCAUAUAAUCUUGAAAGGCUUCAGGAAAGCUUCCCAGAUCGCUAUUGAACGGAUCAAAUCGAUACAAGUCACAGUGGAUAGAGCUGAUCCAGAGCGCUUCCGGUCUCUACUUCUAAAAUGUGCAUCAACUUCCAUGUCUUCAAAACUAAUUCAUUCCGAAAAGCCCUUUUUCUCCAAUAUGGUUGUCGACGCCGUCCAGUGUCUCGAUCAGGACGAGUUGGAUGAGUCUCUUAUUGGAGUAAAAAAGAUCGCAGGUGGCGGCAUGCAGGAUUCUCUUCUCAUCAAAGGUGUUUCAUUCAAGAAAACAUUCACGUAUGCUGGCGCGGAGCAACAGCCCAAAUCUUUUCGUAAUCCUCUUAUUUUAUGUCUCAACGUCGAGUUGGAGCUCAAGGCCGAGAAGGACAACGCCGAAGUGCGAGUGGAAGCUGUUUCUGACUACCAGGCCAUCGUAGACGCUGAGUGGGAGAUUAUUUACCGAAAGUUGGAGGCCAUCGAGAAGACAGGCGCCAAGGUUGUUCUUAGCAAACUUCCCAUCGGUGAUCUGGCGACUCAGUAUUUUGCGGAUCGAGAUAUAUUUUGCGCUGGACGUGUUGCGGCAGGCGAUCUUCGCCGAGUAGUGCAGGCCGUGGGCGGUUCCAUCCAGUCAACCUGCUCUGACAUCACACGAGAGCACCUUGGUACAUGCGGGCGAUUUGAAGAGAGGCAGAUAGGCGGUGAAAGGUAUAACGUGUUUGAAGACUGCCCUAAGGCAAAAACUUGCACUCUUCUUCUUCGUGGUGGCGCCGAGCAGUUCAUUGAGGAAGUAGAGAGAAGUCUGCAUGACGCAAUCAUGGUAGUAAAACGUGCCGUUCGGAAUGGGGAUGUCGUAGCAGGAGGAGGAGCAAUCGAGAUGGACUUGUCGGCCCAUAUCCGAAAACACGCGCUCUCCAUCCCCGGCAAACAGCAGCUGAUAAUGACCGCAUUCGCCAAGGCGUUAGAGAUUAUUCCGCGGCAAAUUUGCGACAACGCGGGUCUCGAUUCCACCGACGUUUUAAACAAAUUGCGGAUGAAACAUGCGAAUGGUGACAAAUGGGUCGGCGUUGACGUCGACGGAGUCACUGGCGUUCGGGACAACAUGGAUGCAUUUGUCUGGGAACCCAGUCUGGUCAAGCUUAACGCGAUCAGCAGCGCUACUGAGGCGGCCUGUUUAAUACUAAGUGUCGAUGAGACCGUAAGGAAUCCACAAAGCGAACAGCAAAACACGGGCCCGAAAGCGCCGCCGGCUACCGCACAAAGAGCGCUGAGGGGCAGGGGGAGAGGUAUGCUUCGUCGGUAACGUUUAGUUCCAGGUGACGCGGUCUGCUCAUCUUUUUGCUGUAAAUCCGUAAAAUAUAUUCUAUAGAACACUUUAUCCUGAC